Messenger RNA from Penicillium antarcticum, 1583 nucleotides. RefSeq names its product acetyl-CoA hydrolase ACH1 (gene coaT). Bases 6 to 1583 code for a protein of 525 amino acids. Gene Ontology annotation, molecular function: acetyl-CoA hydrolase activity; acetate CoA-transferase activity. The record is from RefSeq and is a predicted model, not a curated record. Gene Ontology annotation, biological process: acetate metabolic process. NCBI's taxonomy places the organism in Eukaryota, Fungi, Ascomycota, Eurotiomycetes, Eurotiales, Aspergillaceae. The transcript has 3 exons. Gene Ontology annotation, cellular component: mitochondrion.
UCACCAUGGCUGCUUCUGCGCUUCUGAAGAGCCGUGUGCGUCGGCCUUCGUAUCUGAAGAAGCUCUGUAAACCAGAGGACCUCAUUGACCUCUUUCCCAAUGGUUCCUACAUUGGCUGGUCCGGAUUCACCGGCGUUGGAUACCCCAAGAUGAUUCCAACUGCCCUAGCAGACCACGUCGAGAAGAACAAAUUGGAAGGGCAGCUCAAGUAUAACCUCUUCGUGGGAGCUUCCUCCGGUGCCGAGACGGAAAACCGCUGGGCGCGUCUGAACAUGAUUGAACGGCGGAGUCCGCACCAAGUCGGAAAAGAAAUUGCCAAGGGAAUCAACAAUGGCCAGAUCAAGUUUUUCGACAAGCAUCUGAGCAUGUUUCCCUCGGAUUUGGUCUAUGGCUACUACACGCUCAACAAGCCGCACAACAGAAUCGACGUAGCUGUCAUUGAGGCGUCGGCUAUUACGGAGAAUGGCGGUAUCAUUCCUGGUGCUUCCGUGGGUGCAUCCCCGGAGCUUAUCCAGAUGGCCGACAAGGUCAUCAUCGAAGUCAACACUGCUAGUCCUUCCUUCGAGGGUCUCCACGAUAUCGUGGGCUCCGACCUUCCCCCAGGUCGCAAGCCAUACCUGGUCAUGGCCCCCGAGGACCGUAUCGGAACACCUUACAUUCCGGUGGACCCCGAGAAGGUCGUUGCGAUCGUCGAGUCCAACUACCCGGACCAGACCCAGCCCAACGCCCCAGAAGACGAAGGCUCCCAGGCCAUCGCCACAAACAUCAUCGAGUUCCUCAAGCAUGAGGUUAACCACGGCCGCCUGCCCCAAAACCUCCUCCCCAUCCAGUCUGGCAUCGGCAACAUCGCCAACGCAGUCGUCGGCGGUCUCAGCAAGGGAGGCGCAGACUUCAAAAACCUGAAAGUAUGGACUGAAGUCUUGCAAGACUCCUUCCUGGACCUCUUCGACAGCGGCAACCUCGACUUCGCAACAGCAACCUCCAUCCGCUUCUCGCCCGACGGUUUCAAGCGCUUCUACGACAACUGGGAGCAAUACGCCGGCAAGCUCCUCCUCCGCUCCCAGCAAGUCUCCAACUCGCCCGAAAUCAUCCGCCGUCUCGGCUGCAUCGGCAUGAACACCCCCGUCGAAGUCGACAUCUAUGCCCACGCGAACAGCACCUGCGUCAUGGGCUCGCGCAUGCUGAACGGCCUGGGCGGUUCGGCCGAUUUCCUGCGUAACUCCAAGUACAGUAUCAUGCAUACACCCAGUGCCCGGCCCAGCAAGAUCGAUCCCACUGGUGUUAGCUGUAUUGUGCCGUUCGCCACUCACGUCGAUCAGACGGAGCAUGACCUCGAUGUUAUUGUUACUGAGCAGGGUCUUGCUGAUGUUCGUGGUCUUUCGCCCCGCGAGCGUGCUCGUGUUAUCAUCAACAAGUGUUCGCACCCUGAUUACAAGCCUAUCCUUACGGAUUACCUUGAUCGCGCGGAGUUUGAAUGUCUGCGUAAGGGUAUGGGUCAUGAGCCUCAUUUGUUGUUUGAAGCUUUCAAGAUGCACAAGAAUUUGCAGGAGAACGGUACCAUGAAGAUCGACUCUUGGGAAUAG